AGCACGUGAGACCCCGGCCCAGUCCCCUAUUGACGGGCUGUUGCCAACCCGCAUGAACUUAGUCGUGAUGCUUGUCGUCGAUUGUUCCGACAGUGCGAUCUUACUUUUAAUUACACUUCAGCUUACACAGUAGGACCGAGCCGGAAGAGCCACCGCAUAUACAAUCACUCGCUAUGUUUUGACCAUAUAAAUACAACACGUCUGGUGGUCGGUAAGAGAAGUAUUACCACACACUCCUUACCUUUCUUAUCUCCCUGCAAACCUACUCCAGUCAUGCGUUCCUUUGCUUCUAUUGCCGCCGCCGCGGUGGUCGCCCUUCCUUUGGCCAUCGCAGCGCCCAACAAGGCCAACAAGAUGGAUGCCAGCUACUAUAAGCCGGAGCAGGUUAUCGAUACCGAUGUCGUGAUUAUUGGUGGGGGUGGUAUGGGUGCCUACUCUGCUAUCCAACUCAAGGACGCAGGAAAGAGGGUUGUGGUCGUUGAGAGCAAAUCCCGUAUGGGAGGUCACACAGAGACUUACAUGGAUAACGAGACUGGAAUUCCCAUUGAUAUGGGUGUGAAGCUAUACCACGACGAACCUUUGGUGCACCAAUGGUUCGCACGCUUCAACCUUUCCACUACCCGGUUCAGCAUCCCUGCUCUCCCGACGCAGAAUGUUGACUUCAGGACUGGGCAGGUUUUGCAGGGUCUGCCUGCUCCUAACCAGACAGCCAUGGCUAUUGCUCUGCAGAAGUACGGUGCGGUUCUCGCCAAAUAUCCUCAACUCGAGGGUGGUUUCUAUUUGCCAGAUCCCGUUCCCGAGGAUCUGUACAUGCCCUUCGGCCAGUUCGUCCAAAAGUACGACAUCGCUGAUGCGGUACAAACCAUCUUCGGUCUCACUUCCGCCUUUGGUGACAUCCUCGAGCUCCCCGCUCUGCAGCAGAUGCGCACCUUUUCCCUUGGUCUCUUGAAGACUAUGCAGAACUUUCAGACCAGCUCGGUAAUGGACAACAGCCUUCUUUUCGAGAAACUUACAGCCGAACUCCAGGCUACCAACUCUGUUCUUCUAUCCUCUAAAGUCACCAAGACGCAGCGUGUGAGCAAGGCUGAUGGCGGCGUCAAGGUCCUUGUCGAAACACCGAUGGGCUGCCGUCUCAUUCAAGCGAAGAAGAUCCUUAUGGCUAUCCCCCCUACUCCCGAGAACCUCGCCAAAUUCGACCCUAGCGGCGAUGAGUUGAAGAUUUUUAACCAAUUUACAUCUGUCGGAUACUACACCUCUAUCAUCAGAAACGCUGGCCCUACGAACAUCACACUCCAGAAUCUCGCUCUUGACAAGCCAUACGCGCUGCCACCCAUGCCUGCUAUCUACAAUGUCAACCCCACCGCCAACCCAACUCUAAGUCUCGUCUACUACGGCACCAAGGUUGGUCAGCAUCUGAGCGACGAGGAGGCUAAGGCUGCGAUCAUCGCGGACCUUAAGCGCUUCCAGGCUGCCAACAAUAUGACUGAGACUGAGCCGGAGUUUGUCGCAUUCAGCAACCACAGCCCAUACAACAUGUUGGUCGGUGAGGAGGCUACCCGCGCCGGAUUCUACAAGCACCUGUACGGACUGCAAAGCAAGCGCAACACUUUCUGGACAGGUGCCGCGUGGAGGGCGCAUGACAGCUCUUCCAGCUGGGCUUACACCAGCCAGAGCGUGCUACCUCAGCUUUUGGCAAGCUUGUAGAUGGAGCAAGUAUAUAGUGGCGGAUCACUAUGCUGAUGGACAACAACCGGGCUGUUUCCUACUGCUUUGGUCGAUUCAGAUAUCUCCAUUUAUACGCUAAUAUAAUGUCUUCAAUAUUUGUAUUAUUAAACUAUCCUUGAUUAGCACAUUGCAGUCUUGUUCAAGCUUGAUGUGACUUCAUACAGCAAUUUCGAGCGCGUGCUAUAGGAUACAACAAUCUAUCUAUGAUACUUGACUGGUACAUGGGUCCCUGACUGUUA
Messenger RNA from Alternaria alternata, 1964 nucleotides. Its product is annotated as FAD/NAD(P)-binding domain-containing protein. The transcript has a single exon. Lineage: Eukaryota; Fungi; Ascomycota; Dothideomycetes; Pleosporales; Pleosporaceae. Gene Ontology annotation, molecular function: oxidoreductase activity. The record is from RefSeq and is a predicted model, not a curated record. Bases 274 to 1704 code for a protein of 476 amino acids.